UUCACUGUAAUGAGUGAGAAGAAACUCGUCAAUCAAUUAUACUUCGUAUCACAACCUUUUCGAUUGCUUUUGCCCCCCUCACCCAAAUUCUUCAUAUUUAAAAAUAUGCUAAUUCUCCUUCGAAUCUCACGCAUUUCUCCACUUCCUUCAGUAUUUUCGGGUUUUUAUUCUUUCAGCUGAACUUGCAAUUUAUUCGAUCAAACCCGUAAUUUCUUUCACUUUCCGGCAAGUAUCGCCUUUAAAAAAUUUCCUGAUUUUUGCUUGUUUAUGCGAAUCCAUCUGGUCAUCUUAUCCCAUUGAGUUUCUAGCUGCUAAAACUCAUCUGGGUUUUUUCAAAUUUGUCUUCUUCUUCUUCUUCUUCUUCUUAAAGAAAUCCGAGUAUGGGGAUUCAGAGAGACAGGGUAAGAUUCAAUGUUGGAGGAAGAAUCUUCGAAACGACAGCCACAACCCUCGCCAACGCCGGCCGUAGUUCAAUGUUUGGAGCAAUGUUUGACGAGAGCUGGAAUCUUAUCGCUGAUAAUUCCACUGAGCACUUUAUCGAUCGCAACCCUGAUUGCUUCGCCGUUCUUCUCGACCUCCUCCGAUCCGGCGAGCUCUACAUUCCAGUGAACAUCCCGGAGAAGCUCUUGUGCAGGGAGGCUCUAUACUAUGGCCUCAUCGACCACGUUCGUUCAGCAAAAUGGGGUCCAUUUGAUGGCAAUAGAUUGACCCUUUCCCGCUCCAUAACAGGUCAAUCUCCUGGCGACGGAACCGCCAUUCGCGCCGGCCCAGAUGGUGGUUGCUGCGUUGCUCACGGAAGCAUGGUUCAUGUCUACGAUUGGAUGCUCGACGAACACCCCCCAUUAAACCUCGAUUACCAAGGGGUCAACGAUGUAGGUUGGGCCGACGCCGAUCAUGUUGUCAUCGGCGUCAGUCAGCGGCCCGGCCGUGGCGACGGCGGAUUGGGUCUCUUCAGCUCGUCAAGGGGGGAGCUCAGGCAUAAGUUCCAAGUCAGCCAUGAGAAUCAAGUGAAGAGUUUCACAGCAGGAGCAUUGAGCUUCAGUUCAGAUUAUAAGAUAUUCUCAAGCUGCAAAGGAAGAAGCAACGAGCAUGGGAUUGGUGUUUGGGAUCAGAUCACUGGGGAGCAAAUUGAUUUCUUCUAUGAGCCUCAGGGAUGGUCACUUGGUGAAGCAGACAAGCUUCAAUGGCUAGAAGGGAGAAACUGCUUGCUGGUUUCUACUCUGUUUCCCAGAAAAGAUAACUGUUACAUAAGCAUGUUGGAUUUCAGAGAUAAGAACAUGGUUUGGUGUUGGUCUGAUCUAGAAGGUCCAGAUCUAGCAGGAGAUGAGAAAAGGGUUCGAGACGCGAUAGCGAUGGAGGACAACAACUCAAUCUGUGUGGUGAAUGAGUAUGAAGAUUUAGGGUUUAUGGAUUUGAGAAAUUCUGGGAUAGCUUCUGGUAUAAGGUGGAGUUCCAGAAGCAAGUUGACGAAAGGGAAGAUGCCAGAAGAGCCUUGUUAUCCCAAACUGGCUCUGCAUAAUGGUCAGCUUUUCUCUUCCAUGAAUGAUUGUAUUUCUGUGUUCUGUGGGUCUGAUUGGGUUUUGACAUCUAGGCUUAGAAGAAGCCAUGGAGGUUCAAUAUGUGACUUUUCCAUCGGAGGGGAUAGGCUUUUUGCUCUUCAUAGUGAAGAGAAUGUGUUUGAUAUAUGGGAGACUUCAAGGCCUCCAAUCAUCUAAUUCCAUAUUACAGAGAUCUAGAUCAACCUCUCUGGUUGAACCUUUAAACUGAUUUAAUAAAAUAUUUUGUUUAUGAUCAAUUUAAUCACAAGUUGAUGGCAUUUUGACCAUUAAUUUUUGGAUCAGUUCCUUGAUAAAUUCAAUUAUUAGUCUGCUUUUCAGUA
Messenger RNA from Prosopis cineraria, 1879 nucleotides. RefSeq names its product BTB/POZ domain-containing protein At4g30940-like. Gene Ontology annotation, molecular function: protein binding. The record is from RefSeq and is a predicted model, not a curated record. Lineage: Eukaryota; Viridiplantae; Streptophyta; Magnoliopsida; Fabales; Fabaceae. The transcript has 2 exons. Gene Ontology annotation, biological process: protein homooligomerization. The coding region runs from base 381 to 1715 and encodes 444 amino acids.